AUGGAAGCUCAUACCGAUCUAUUGGCAGGUCUAUUACGAUUACACGAACAAGCACCAUUCAAUGACAUCACAGUGGUAGUGAUCACCACGUCAGAACCUCCAUCGGAAGUGGUGACCCAUGGGGUGCCCACUAUAUACUUUAGACCGUAUACUCAGGAUGAAGUUACGGCCAUUUUACAGGGUAAACAAUUUGUUGAAGAGGCUAAAUUAAGUGAUGGUCGUGCUGAAAAUUACCUUGAAUUCUGGAACCAAUUCGCAAAAAUGGUGGUCGACCUAUUUUUCUCAUACACGGGUUCAGAUGUUAGUACUCUUUUAGAUAUCGCCCUGAAGUCAUGGCCCAAGUUCAUAGCCCCUGUUGUCGAAGGAAAGUAUCCUGCUACAGAUUUCUUGAGAGUGUAUCGAGAUUUGAAGGACGUGAUAUUUACAGACGAAGUAUUAACUAACAGUGCCAUUAAAGAUUUUUCGGUCGACAACAAUGACAACGACGACAACGACAUCGCACGACAAUACCAAGGAAGCGAUCUUCCUGUUCAUUCCAAGUUCUUACUUAUAGCAUCCUAUUUGGCAUCUUUUAUUGACCCAAAGAAUGAUCUACACUAUUUCUCCAAAUUGAAGGCCGUUAGAGGCAAUUUACUUCGAAAGAACUCCAAAGUCAAAAAGCUUCUGACUGUAGCCAAAGAAGAUAUCGAUACCCGAUUAUUACAACCGAAUUUCUUUGAAUUGGAACGGUUGUAUGCCAUUGUAUCGGUGAUAUAUCGAAAUGAAUCGAAACUGUUGAAUAAGUUCAACGAUAAACCACAAUUUAUUGAAGAUUUAUCCGAACGAGAAAUCCAUAGGAGAGAAACAGAACAUGCCAUGUUCACUUUAAGUCGAAACGUGGACCUAAACUCACAACUUGCAACCCAUUUCUAA
This is a messenger RNA of Lizanozyma spartinae, 912 nucleotides long. RefSeq names its product origin recognition complex subunit 5. Gene Ontology annotation, cellular component: nuclear origin of replication recognition complex; nucleus. Gene Ontology annotation, biological process: DNA replication initiation; DNA replication. The record is from RefSeq and is a predicted model, not a curated record. Bases 1 to 912 code for a protein of 303 amino acids. Gene Ontology annotation, molecular function: DNA replication origin binding. The transcript has 2 exons. NCBI's taxonomy places the organism in Eukaryota, Fungi, Ascomycota, Pichiomycetes, Serinales, Debaryomycetaceae.